Molecule: messenger RNA, 2196 nt
Organism: Penicillium canariense
Lineage: Eukaryota; Fungi; Ascomycota; Eurotiomycetes; Eurotiales; Aspergillaceae
Product: aminotransferase class 3
Exons: 4
Coding region: 1-2196 (731 amino acids)
Molecular function (GO): FAD binding
Source: RefSeq, a predicted model, not a curated record
AUGACCGAUGAGCACACAUAUCUGCAUAUCAAGUCGCUGGCGUCUGCGGCGACUUGGGUCUCUGAAGUUGAUUCAGGGAAGGUUACUCUGAAUAUUCAGGACAUUGAGGAUAUCCCUGAUGACACCCCGUCACCUGAAGGACUGUCUACAAUUCCACCAUUCUCAGGCUCUAUGGAGCAGCCGGCUCCCGCGGUGGAAGGCUUUCACCAACAAGAGUGUGACCAUGAUCAAAAGGCCGGGCCUGCUGGCCUCUUCCUCACCUCCCUUCUGGCACGCAACGGCCUCACCGAAAAAUCCUCUCUCUUAUGCAUCGACCCCCGGUUACAUGUACGACCCGCGGGACACGCAGAUGGACUUCAUGCUCGCUCUUUGGAGGUGUUCAAAGUCCUGGGUCUUUACGAAGAGCUCAUGAAAGUAUCUACUGAGGUUGGCGAGAGAGCCCGUUGGGCAGAGGUUCCUCCCUCCUCCUGCCAGGAAUCCGAAUCUCCUUCCGCGCCCGCUUCCGAACCCGCCAGGAUGGAACGUGUUAUGCGGCAAAAGCUCGCCACUGCACCUAACGCGCGGAUGAAGCAGCUCAUAAGUAUUCCUCAGGGUCAGAUUGAGCGGAUCCUGGAGGAAGACCUCAAAAGGAACGCUCCGGAAGCACUUUGGCGUGGGCCCCAUGUUAUCGAAUCGCGUAUAGAUGAGACGGUUCCAAGUCACCCGGUGCUGGUCACUAUCCGAGACAGUUCAGGAACCAAAACAACCACCAGAGAGAUCAGGUGCAAAUAUCUUGUCGGUGCAGACGGCGCCCACUCCACGAUCCGGAAAAACUUCGAUAUCCUCAUGGAAGGUGACUCCACUGAUCAUGUCUGGGGCGUCAUUGACUUUGUCGCCGACACGAAUUUUCCUGACAUUAGGAGGCUCACGACAGUGCAGAAUAGCUCUGGUAUGGCGAUGAUUAUUCCACGAGAGAAGAAUGCUGAUGGCGAAUGGCUUACCCGAUUCUACGUGGAUAUGAAUGACAUUGAGUUGAAAAGCCAACAAUCAACAAAUAUGACCCAUGUAACAGGCCAUCCAGAAGCUACAAGCAUUCUCAUUGUCAACCAGAAUAGAAAGUCAAACAUCAAGGAUGAUUGUAUUUAUCAACGCCUAGCAGAAAUCUUUGCUCCUUUCCAAAUGACGCUCAAAAAAGGCACGGAGACCGACUGGUCCACUGCGUACGCAAUUGGGCAACGUGUCGCGUCUGAUUUCGCAAAGACGGACUCCAAUGGUGUUCCUAGAGUGUUCUUAGUAGGAGAUGCAUGCCACACACACAGCCCCAAACUCGGCCAGGGCAUGAAUGUCAGCAUGGCGGACUCAUUCAAUUUGGCCUGGAAGCUCCAGCAUGCCGUAUGUGGAACUGCUGCCGACUCUACCAGCUUGCUCCAAAGCUAUGUCUCAGAGCGUCGGCGCAUCGCUCAGCAACUGAUUGAGCUUGAUCGUCGGUGGUACAACAUACAAUGGGCGGAUAGCGAGAGAAUGAAGCAACCCGGCUACCUAGAAGAAUGCACCAAGCUUUACCAGGAGAUCUCGGGGUUCACUAGCGGCUGUGGAAUUGAGUAUGCCGAGUCUGUCGUGGUGGUCAACCCAGCGCAGACUUCCGCUGACAACACAUCAAAAUUCAUCUUUGGCACGGUCGAAAACGACGGGGGGUUCAUCCCAACAGCGCCAGGCAAGCGGCUCUUAAACACCCGCAUGCUGCGUCUUGCAGAUGGUUGUCAAUGGGACAUUCAUGACAGCUUGGCUCCCGAUGCUGGUAGCUUUAAGGCGGUCAUAUUUUGCGGGCGCGAUAUUCUUAGCCCGGUUAGUGACUCUGCCAAUGCUAUUCAAAUUGUUCUCGAACAACUCAUUCCCCAAUUCUCCAUCACCCUGCUCAACGCCUCUGUGGUCACGCCUGGGAUGGUUUACGCGCCUACUGGACCGUCAGAGCGGCUCUUCGCAAUCUCGGAAUAUGAUCUGUGGGAGCUGCUUCCCAAUUGUACGAAGCGUGAUGCUGAGAUGACUACCUACGCUCUUUCCGAUACCGGGUAUAACACUUACGGCAUCGAUCCCAAUAUGGGAGCUGUGGCUGUUGUCCGACCGGAUGGAAUUGUCGGAUCUGUCAUGCCUCUGGAUCCUCAGGUCAUUGAGGCUCAACUGAAAGACUUCCUUGGGGCCAUAUUUGUUGCAAAAUAA